Molecule: messenger RNA, 875 nt
Organism: Myzus persicae (green peach aphid)
Lineage: Eukaryota; Metazoa; Arthropoda; Insecta; Hemiptera; Aphididae
Exons: 1
Coding region: 37-345 (102 amino acids)
Molecular function (GO): zinc ion binding
Source: RefSeq, a predicted model, not a curated record
UUCUGUAAUUUAGUGGUCAUUUUUUAAUUAUUAAAUAUGUCAGUAAUUGAAAUUAUUGAUAUUAUGGACUAUGUAGGUGAUGGUAAACGCCCGUUUGUUGAGGGCUCAGAGAUAUUGAAAUGUAACCACAUAAUAGAAUUUGGUAUAAAAGAACAAGCAAAAAAUAAACUUGUUAUUAUGGCUUUGUGUUUACAAACCUCCAACAUUAAUGGUCAUCCUCAUGAAGUUUUAGUCACAAAAACUAUUCAUGAAGGUAAUGUGAAGGUGUCAGGUUCCUGCUCAUGUAAAGCAGGCACGGGGAAGUGUAAGCAUGUUGUUGGCGUUAUGCUUAAGUUGCAGAAGUAAGUAAAAUGUAUUCUUUUUUUUCAAAAGAAUUUAAAAUUUGAUAUACCUAAUAGUAAGUACGUACCUUAUAAUACUUACAGAACUUCAAUUGACAGUUUGGAGGAAUUGAGUUGUACUGAAUUACGCCAACAGUGGGGGAAGGUUAAAAAUAUUGGAACUGAGAUGUAUCAUACAAUCCCAGUAAAAAAAUUUUGUCAUGUCCAAAAGUAUACUUCUCCAUAUUCAGAAACUCUGCCAGAUGUAUUACCAAAUAAUAUUGAGAAAAUUGUAUAUGAAACUUUAACUGAAGGUAAUAUGUUGUUUCCGUCUUACAAACGUACAACAUAGUAAAUUUGUGUUUAGCUGAAUCCAUUUUGGUUGCUACUUUAAAUUUUAAAGUGAAUAAUUGAUCUAUUAAUCUCUAAAUUAUAAAAUCUUAGUGGUUGAACUCAAUGUGUUGAAUUAGGUCCCAAUAUAUCUGAUAAGUUUAAGAUUCAUUUGGGUGCACCUCAAGGGGGACAUUUAUCAUCCUAAUGCUGGGUUGCAUAAAC